Molecule: messenger RNA, 2161 nt
Organism: Brachypodium distachyon (stiff brome)
Lineage: Eukaryota; Viridiplantae; Streptophyta; Magnoliopsida; Poales; Poaceae
Exons: 7
Coding region: 97-1719 (540 amino acids)
Molecular function (GO): protein binding
Source: RefSeq, a predicted model, not a curated record
AGACGGGCUGACGACACAGGACAAGACGGAGAGACGCACGGCACGGGCGGUUCCCGGUUCUUGUUCUCUUUCCCUCCGCCGCCGCCGCCGGGCGCGAUGGCGGGCGACACGCCGGCGCCCAAGAGGCCCAAGCUCGAGAAGGAGGACUACGAGUCCGCCUACUGGCCGCGCCCCUCCCCCGCCAAUGGCUCCGCGCCCAAACCCCCCGCAAACGAAGCGCCGCCGGCGAAGGCAGACGACAUGCCGGAGGAGGCGGCGCUCGCCAUCAUCGCGCACCACGAGCGCGACAUAGAGCACUGCAAGCUCAAGCUCAUCCAGUACCAGUCCAUGCUGGACAAGGCGGAGAGCAAGCUGGCGGACGCACAGUCGAGGCUCGCCCUGUACAAGGAUCGCGCCCGCGAUGGGAAGGCUCCCGCGCCGCCCGAUCGCAGGACGCCGCCGCCUCUGGGCCAGAGGGAAUCCAAGCGGAAGAUCCCUGCGCAGGAUACGGCGGCGGCGAGGCCGCAGCUAGUCAUCCCGGGGCCCAACAGCCGGCAGGCCCUGCGACCCGCGCCUCGCCCGGAUCCCUUGCCCGGUCCGAAGAAAGCCGCCGCCGCACCGACGCCGUCUUCGUCAUCCACGCCGCCUGAUCGGCAGAGGACCGAGGAGAAGAAGAAUAAGCCCAAGAGGAAAACUGAAGAGAAAGAGCACCAAAACUUGAUUCAGAGCGUGAAGAAGUUGUCUGCCACAGUGCUCAGGUUCCAUGGCGGCACUCUGGUCUCAAGCCAGCACAAGAGGAAGCUUAGGUGUCUUGAGCUAUGCCCUGCUAAUGACCAGCUUGUUGUCACCAGUGCAUUGGAUGGAAUAGUUACUCUGUGGCAAGUACAAUCAAAAGGACCAUCUAUCUCCUUGCUUAGCACUACGAAUUGCUUUUCUCCAAAGCAAAGGUGGCCUGAGGAUGUAGCUUGGCAUCCAGAUGGUGACACAAUUUUUGCUGUAUAUAGUGCUGAUGGUGGCGACUCCCAGGUCUCAAUGAUGAAUCUUAACAUAUCAGGACAAAAGAAAGUUACUUUCCUGCCGGCGAAGCCUCAUACUAAGGGAAUCAUAAACAACAUAAAUUUCAUGCCCUGGUCUGAUGCUGGCUUUAUGACUGCUGGAAGUGAUCACAGUGUCAUACUCUGGCAAGAAAAGGAUGAUUCAUGGAGCCACAAGAAAGUGCACAAGGAAUUGCAUUCUUCCGCUGUCAUGGGUGUUGCUGGAUUGCAGCAGAGAAAAACAAUAAUAUCUGUCGGUGCUGACAAGAGGAUAAUAUCAUUCGAUCUCUCAGCUGAAAGGGCAGAGUACAAAAACCUAAUUGAUAGCAAAUGCAUGAGUGUCUUACUGAAUCCGUGUGAUUUCAACUUAUACAUGGUACAAACAGCGUCGCCGGGCAGGCAGCUUCGCCUGUUUGACAUCAGGCUUAGGCAGACCGAGGUUCACGCACUCGGUUGGAAGCAAGAGAGCAGCGAGUCCCAGUCAGCCCUGAUAAACCAGGCAUGGUCUCCCAAUGGCUGGUACUUGUCAUCUGGCUCGGCAGACCCUGUGAUCCAUAUCUUCGACAUAAGGUAUCAAGGCGAGAACCCCUGCCAAUCUGUGCAAGCGCACCAGAAGCGGGUCUUCAAGGCAGUUUGGCACCAAACGUUCCCUGUCCUGACCUCGAUUUCGUCGGACCUCAACGUCGCAAUCCACAAAUAUUCAUGAAACAACUAGUUGGCGCAGUGGAUCAUCCAUGAUUUUGCGAUGAACUCACAAAAUACGGCGCCAUCAAGUCGUGCGGAAUUUGUUUGUUCAUUCAUGCCAUGCGUCAGUGGAGUUCCAUAGGAGAGGUGGCAGCAACGUCUCCACAUUUUUGAGCUACUGUGGCAGCAACAUCUGUCAAUGACAGAGUGAUGCAUCAGUUGAAUGUUUUGCCCUUGUUGUUACCUGUAGAGGAUUAUAUGAGGAAUCUCACAUAUGUUGAAAACUAUCCCAGAAGAAAUGUUGUUCUUUUUCCUCUUCUUGCCUUUUUGUAGGCCCAGUUGGUGUAUUAGUACAAAUUCCAGAGAUCUAAGGUCAAAGUGACAAUCUCAACUGAAAGGAACCUAGCUGUUCAGUCCAAAAACUUGUGUGGUCAAAAUCUUGCAUAAUCCUGUUGUUCAGUCAA